Lycium barbarum (goji berry) is the source of this 2275-nucleotide messenger RNA. RefSeq names its product la-related protein 6B-like. Gene Ontology annotation, cellular component: nucleus. Lineage: Eukaryota; Viridiplantae; Streptophyta; Magnoliopsida; Solanales; Solanaceae. The transcript has 10 exons. Gene Ontology annotation, molecular function: mRNA binding. Bases 415 to 1890 code for a protein of 491 amino acids. Gene Ontology annotation, biological process: RNA processing. The record is from RefSeq and is a predicted model, not a curated record.
UCGAACGAGUUCAUAGAUGAAUCAAAAAAGAAUUUUUUAUUGAUUCUAUCUCCUAUUUUUUCAUGAAGAGAGCGAAUCUUUUUUUUUUUUUUUCCGAAGGAUCAGAAAAAAAAGAGGUCCGGGAAUUAAAAGAGAAGAAAACAAAAAACCUCUCCAAACACCAUGAAAAGGGAGUAAAGAAAGGAAAGAAAAUGUAAAGGGAGUCAAUGAUUUGGUCCCAUCAAUCCCAAUAUAACAACUUACUCGCUUCAGGACUGUGAGACUAGUAAAAAAGAAGUAUAAAUACAUAAAACCCAAACAACAACCCUGAAGCCCAAAAAUCCUCUCAAAAUUAGAACAAAAAUUUUAAUCUAUCAGUUUACAAAAUAUAUUACUUAAAAAAAUAAAUCAGUGAUCAGUGCUUUCAUAGUUAUUAUGGCUGUGGAAGAAUCAGCAAUUAGCGUAGAUUUACUUCACGAGGAAAAUAAUUCAUCGGUUGCAUCAUCUGUCGAUCUGGACCGUCCGUUUGAUCACACAACCACCGACUCAUCUCCACCGUCCGAUCCACCGCCGUCAUCUCUUUCAAGGAAUUCUUCAUCGAGUAGACUCAACGCGCUUGCUCCAGCAUUCGUUCCACGCGCUUCCUCACCGUCAAUUUCUCCGUCACCGUCGUUGACUGAUUUGAAUCAGGCCGUAAAACCGUUAGUCCACGUGUAUGCUAACCCGGUUCAGAACCAUUUUGUGUAUGGUGGUGGUCCGGUUCAGUUGCCGGUUCAGUAUAACGGACCGUUUUAUGGCGGUGGAAUUGGACAAGAGGUGGUUGUUGGUGAUUUAGAUCAUGCUAGUAAAUAUGGAGGGUUAACUGAAGAUGCUGCUCUAAAGAUUGUUAAUCAAGUGGAGUUCUAUUUCAGUGAUUUAAAUUUGGCAACAACUGAUCAUUUAAUAAAGCAUAUGCUCAAGGACCCGGAAGGAUAUGUACCAAUAUCUGUGGUUGCAUUGUUCAAGAAGAUUAAAGCUCUUAUAAGUAGUCAUGCACAGCUUGCUCAAGUUCUGCGGAGCUCGACAAAGCUUGUAGUUAGUGAAGAUGGAAUGAAGGUUAAACGGAAAAUUCCUUUGACCGAAACCGACUUGGAAGAGUUGCAAUCUCGAAUAGUGAUUGCUGAAAAUUUGCCUGAGGAUCACUGCCAUCAGAACCUCAUGAAGAUUUUCUCAGCUGUUGGAAGCGUUAAAAUGAUUCGCACCUGCUUACCUCAGUCUUCCAAUGGUGGGGCUUCUUCAGGAUCUAGAACAGCAAAGUCAGACAGUAUGCUGUAUAGCAACAAGUUACACACAUUUGUGGAAUACGAAUCCGUUGAAUUGGCUGAGAGGGCGGUUGCAGAGUUAAAUGAUGAGGAUAACUGGAGAAAUGCUCUGAAAGUCCGAUUAUUUCCUAGAAGCACAGGAAAAUCUGGUGAAGCUCGAGGAAAAAAAGUUAGUCAUGAAAGUGAACAGGACUUCAAGGGAGAUGAUGGUUUUGCAUUAGACGUCAACGAGAAGCUUAAUGAAGAGUCAUGCCACCAUAUUGAUGCUAAAUCUAAUGAGCUUGCAGAGGAGCAUGUCAGUGAUGGUCGGAAACCUGGUCGUGGUGGUCAUAGUCGUGGUCGGGGUAAGGGACAAGGACAGGGUCAGGGACGUGGACGUCACCUGUUUCACCAAAACAACCGUGGAGGUCAUUUAAGGGCUCCCAUGUCAAAUGUGAAUCGUGGAAGCAGUGUGGGGAAUGCCCCUUCAAAUAUCAACCGUGUUGGUCUAGGACAGCCUGUCUCUGAGCAGUCAGUAUUAGCCAAGCAAUCUUCUGUACCUCGUAUGCCGGAUGGCACUAAGGGAUUCUCGAUGGGUCGAGGCAAACCGAUGGCUAUUAUCACUAUGUGAUAACUUCCUACAGUCCUGAAAUUGGCAUGCAAGAAUCUCCAUGAGGAAGGGAUGUGUCUCAUUGGUGGGUGAUGAUGGCACGGUUUUAGAAACAGUGCGAAUCCAAUGAAGCUGGUACUGUGGGUGAUUUGGCCGUUUGAGUCGACAGGUUCAUCUAUUUUGUGUUUGACUAAAUCAAAUGAACCUUGCACAAAAGCUGCGAUUUUGUUGUCAUUCUACACCAGAGUUUCUUGGAUGUAAAAAUGAAACAGUACUAGAGGAUUAACAUAAAGCUAUAUAGAAAUAGCAAAGAAUUAUACAACUCUAGUUCUCUCCGGCUUCAGCUCUCUGUGGGUGUACACUAGACACUAGUCAAUUAGGCAAUAUACGGGGAAAUUACAGCUCU